Molecule: messenger RNA, 1019 nt
Organism: Symbiodinium pilosum
Lineage: Eukaryota; Dinophyceae; Suessiales; Symbiodiniaceae
Source: the annotation of a GenBank genome assembly
GCAGCCCGCGCUCCCGCGGCAUCAAGCGAGACCUGAAGCAGUCAUGCGGAAAUGGGCUUCGCAUCGCGGAGAACGGCCAUUUCUCUGCAACAGGAGCAGUCAAAGCAGCUGUAACCGCGAGCAUGCUGCCCGAGAAGCAGACCACGGCGAACUUGGCAAACAUAAAGGCUGUGCUUAUCAACCUGGACAGAAGGCCAGAUCGCCUGGUCGAGUGUUCGAAGCGUUUGGAAGCCCAUUGCCCCUGGCUCCAGUACAAUCGAAUGCGAGCCAGUGAUGGCAAGAUCGACUCAAUUCCCUCAGAAGAGGUUACCCACUCAUGGCACACGGGCCGCAACGUCGUCUACCAGAAGAUCAGGUCACGAAGAAAAGGAUGGGACGACCUUCACACUUACGUGGUUCGGGAGCUGGUGAUGAGUGCCGGCGAGCGGGGCUGUGCAUCCUCGCACAUACGGGCAUGGCGACACUGCCUGGACGUCUGCAGUCCCUCGCAGCCCCUGAUGGUUUUCGAAGAUGAUGCGGUUCCCACCCAGGAAUUCACAGAGGUUUUUUCGAGAGCCCUGGCUUCGCUACCGCGCGAUGCGGACGUGCUGUACCUGGGCUACUCGCAGGCAGCCGAGUGGCGGCAGCACGUCUCUGCAGAGUUGGUGGAGGCGGAGUAUGUGUGGACCACUGUUGCGUACAUGGUUUGGCCCGAAGGAGCACGCAAAUUGCUGUCCAAGCUCCCGGUGAACCAGCCCGUGGACAACUUCAUGGCAACACUCUGCGCCGACGGAGACAUCAAGGCCUACUGCAUGCGGCCAAAGAUUGUGCACCAAGCAGAUGGGUGGAACGUCAAGUCGGAUGUGGGCCACUCGGAUGAGGCGCCACCUCCGGGGGCAGUUCAGUCUGAUGUCUUCCACACGGAUGACAAGUACUGGGGAACUGGUCCGGCCAAUCCGCACUUCAAUGUAUCAUUCAGUUUCGGCGCGGAUUCGGACAUCAUCAAGUCAGACGACCGCUACUGGGAGUCGGGUACUUAG